This is a messenger RNA of Neltuma alba, 2508 nucleotides long. RefSeq names its product probable disease resistance protein At4g27220. The coding region runs from base 1 to 2508 and encodes 835 amino acids. Lineage: Eukaryota; Viridiplantae; Streptophyta; Magnoliopsida; Fabales; Fabaceae. Gene Ontology annotation, molecular function: ADP binding. The record is from RefSeq and is a predicted model, not a curated record. The transcript has 2 exons.
AUGGCGGAGAUGGCUGGUAGUGCUGCUGCAACAAAAUGUACCGAGGUAUUGGUAGAUAAAGUAAUGAAGGAACUUCCAUAUUUGUGUUGUUACAAGAGUUAUGCAGCUGACUUUGAAGAGAGGAAAAAAGAAUUGUUAGCUGCAGUGGAGAGUGUGGACAUGAAGAUAGAAGAAGCCAAAAGAAGAAAUGAGACUCAAAUUGACCCGACAGUUAAGUACUGGGUUAAAAAAGCCAACAACAUUAUUCAGCAAGAAACAAGGCCAAAGAAAUGGUUUGGUUUCUGUACUGAUUGGUUUUCACAGUAUUCACUGGCAAAGAAAUUAGAGCGCAUCAUGCAAGAGAUUCCAACAAUAACGGAGAAAGCUGGGAACUUCUCACAAGUUGCACACACAGCGGAACGUCCAGGCAUGGAAUUCUGUUCACAAGAGUUUAUGCAUUUUAAGAGUAGAAACUCAGUCUACGAACAACUUAGGGAGAAGCUGAAAGAUGACAAUAAUUAUAGGAUUGGAUUGCAAGCAAUGGGAGGAUCCGGGAAGACCACAAUGGCAAAGGAAGUUGGGAAGGAACUUGAAAAUUCAAAGACAUUUGACAAAGUUAUCUUUAUUGAAGUGCCCAACCCUAUUGAUGAAAAGAAAAGUCAAGAUGAAAUUGCAAAGAAAUUGGAACUGACGUUAGAGAAUGGCAAGGAUUUAACAGAACAAAUAUGGAUAAGAAUUACUAACAUUGGAAAUGUACUCAUAAUACUUGAUGAUGUCUGGGAAGAGCUCAAACUGAAGAACAUAGGGAUUUACGGUGGCAUCCAUACCCAAGGCCGGUGUUGUGUUUUGCUAACCACACGUUAUGAGACAAUUUGUAGAAGAAUGAGCUGCCAAGAGACCAUUAAACUGGGGGUCUUACCUGAGGAAGAUGCUGUGGAUCUUUUCCUACAUCAUGCUCAUGAAAGUGGGAAGGAUUGCCCUAAUAAAUUGAAGUUGUUGGCAUCAAAAGUUGUGAACGAGUGUGGAAACUUACCAGUCAUAGUGGUAGCAUUAGCAAGAACAUACAGAAACUGGGAUCCAAAUGAAUGGGAGGAUGCUUUUGUGGUAACAAAAAAAGCUUCAUCCUUAAGGCAUGAGAAUACUGAUGAAGAAGAGAAAAAGUUUUAUAAUUCUUUGAAAAUAAGCUUCAAGUGCCUAGAUAUAGGAGCCCAAGAUCUCAUCCUGCUAUGUUCUUUAUUCCCAAGAGCUUAUGAAAUACCUUUAGAGCUUUUGAGCAGAAUUGCUAUAGGUUUUGGGCUUUGUGAAAAUGUUGACAGCUACUACACAGCUAGAAGUCAGGUGCUUUCGAUCAAAACCACACUUGUACGUUCUGCUUUAUUGUUGACUGCUAGACAAGGAUGUGUAAAGAUGCAUGAUGUGAUUCGUGAUAUGGCCCAUCAGAUAGGAGAUGAAAAGAUUCAAGUAAUGAUAGAUUCUAAGAGUAAAUUGAAGGAGAAUGUAAAAUACUCAUCUUGGAUGAUAGAUGACUUUUCUGAUUUUUUUGGGGGCAACAAUCUUGAGGUUCUUUUAGUAUGGGUAAAUGCUAGUCGUUCUUUAGAAGUUCCUAAGGCAUUCUUUGGAGGUAUGAAGGGACUUAGAGUUUUGCUUUUGUGUUCCAAGUUUCAGAGAACAGUGGCCCUGUCACUACCAAAAUCAAUUCAUUCACUUGAAAAUAUCCAAACACUGUCCCUAACAAAUUGGGAGUUGGGUGAUAUAUCUAUUUUGCAAAAGCUAAAGAAACUCAUCACUCUUGAAUUGACUGAUUGUUCCAUUAUUGAACUGCCAAAUGAUAUUAGCCUACUAGAGAAAUUGAAGUUGCUGGGCUUGGUACGUUGUUCAAUUGAAAGGAAUAAUCCAUUUGAAGUGAUUGGGAGAUGCUCAAAACUUGAAGCAUUGUAUUAUGUCUCAAAUGAUGACACUCUUAAAAAUAAUGCAAAGCCUUCUAAAAUUAUAGAUCUUCACCAAGAGUUUGAGCUAUAUCAUAUAGAAGGCAUCUACUUCUACAAGCGUUCUUUUCAACUGGAUGCUUCGACAAAAAAAUAUUUCAAUUCAACCAAGUUACAAGGAAUCUUGUCUGAAAGCACAAUCAAAUCUCUGACAGCAAGGGCAGAGAUUCUCGAGUUAACAGAAUGUAAUGAAACAAGAUGGACAAAUCUUGUUCCUGAUAUGGUUCAUCCUAAUAAAGAUGAAGGCAUGAAUGGCUUAGUUAGGCUUUCUUUGAAAUCUUGGCCCGCAAUACAAUGCCUCAUCAAUAUGAGUGGAAUUCAAUAUGAUGCAACCAUAUUUUCCAAUUUAGUUGAGCUGCGACUUCAUGAUAUGCGUGUGAGGGAAUUAUGUCAUGGUGAUUCUCCUAGCAACUUUCUCAAGCAACUAGAGAAGCUAUACUUAAGUUCUUGUGCUGAACUAGAUGGCACAUUAUUCAACGAGUCUAAAGCAAUUGGAGAAGUUGCACAUAAGGGGAUGCUCAAAGCUGAAAUGCCUUGUAAGUGA